Messenger RNA from Diabrotica balteata, 1089 nucleotides. The record is from the annotation of a GenBank genome assembly. NCBI's taxonomy places the organism in Eukaryota, Metazoa, Arthropoda, Insecta, Coleoptera, Chrysomelidae.
AUGAAUGAUUUAUACAAGAAAAUGAAACUUUUACGCUUGCAAACUGUAUUGUUGGCUUUUUGCAUUCGUCGUACUUUGAAAGUGCCAAAAGAAUUAUUUAAAGCCAAAUUAGAGCAACUUAUGUUUGCGAAGUCUGACGAUGAAUUGGAAGAUGAUGUCAUAGUGUUUUCUGAAGGCGAAGAUAGUGAUAUGGAGCCAGAAAUCAUUGAAAAAUUGUCUGACGUCAUUGAAGCCGAUAAUGAAAAUGUUCAGCAAAUUACAAACCAAGCAAACGUAAGAGAAGAGCCUGUCAAUGAAUCGUAUUUAGCUAAAGAUGGUAUGCAUUGGAAGCCCUGGAUUAUGGUUUAUAACAAUGACAAUGAUCUAUCCGGCAUAUAUGUAAGUCCACCUGAUCCAAAUGUUUUGAAUGACAAAGAUUCGGCUGACAAGAAUAAUGGUGGAUUUGUAGAUAACCUGUCCCGAAGACAAUUAUUAGCUGAAGCCGAGCUGGGUUAUUUCGAUGGUGCACCAGAAGACAAUAGUGUUUUUAAAGAGAUGAAAGAUGAGCAAACACCACGUGACUCAAGCGAAGAAGAUCCUUUUGCUAGUUGUGACUUGGACUUGGAUCCAGUAUGCACACCUGGUAGUUCAAAUGAAAGUUCUUCAGACAGAAGUCAGUCUACAAUAGUGUCCUCCACACAGAACAUCUCGGAGCCAGGUCCUUCUUCAGGCCAGAUUAUAAAUAUUAAUAUAGAAACCAUAUCUUCAUCUACGUCACGUAAACGCAAAGGCUUCCAUCAACUUGGAAACGCAAUCAGCAAGGGAGCCUCAGACUUUCUGAAAAGGAACAUUUUUCUCAAAAAGGUAAUAUUGUUAGAGAAAAAUCUGUUAAUACUGUCGGUAAUUGUAAAUGUCACUAUAGGUGUACAGAAAAAAUUAGCCAGGCAAAGAAGCAAAAAUUAUUUGAUGAUUUUUACUCCAUUCAAGAUAAAACAGGAAGGUGGAGCUUUAUCAGCAGUAGAUUUACGAAAAAAAUACUUAAUCGGCGAUAUAAAUCAAAUAAUGAAGAUGCCGCCUCUAGACGCAAAUACACUAUGGUGUACAAUUUAA